This is a messenger RNA of Paramecium sonneborni, 2469 nucleotides long. NCBI's taxonomy places the organism in Eukaryota, Ciliophora, Oligohymenophorea, Peniculida, Parameciidae. The record is from the annotation of a GenBank genome assembly.
AUGGAAACCUAAAUUUUAAGAUAAUGUUUAAGUUCAAAUGAGACUUAUUCAAAAACAGAUGAAAUCAAACUUAAAAUCUUAUAUUCUGACAUGUGAUUAUUUAAUCUUAUAUUAGUUAUUAUAUAAAAUAGGUUUAAUAGUCUAUUGCUAAAAUUAUCUAAGAUCCUUUUGAAAGUCCAAAUAUAAAACUUAUGGCUUUAAAAGUAUAAAUCUCAUCAAAACUUUAGUUAAAUAAAGAACUUGUCGAAACUUUCAAUGGCAAUUAUAUAUAUUUACUAUAAAAAACGUUAUUACCUGUAUUAGAAGAAAUUGCUAAAUAUAAAUAUACUUCCGAUGACCCAGACAGAGGAGUUACAUAUUUUUUAAAUGGUGAAAGUCCAAAUUAAGGUUUAAUUAAUCCUUAUAUUAGACAAUAAGGACUUAUAAAUUACUGGUGAAUAAUUUGUUAGAGUUGUAUUAGAGUGUAUAAGAGUUUGGAGUAGAUGGUUUCCAUUAGAAUAUUAAUCAUAUUAUUUAAGUUCUUUUAAAAUUACAUAUGAAAAGUUAGUAAAGUUAGGAGUUAAAUUUCCAAAGAUCGUUUAUUUUGAAAACAUUGAAUAAUAUAUUCCAAAUUAGUUAAUUCCUUUAUCAAUGAUAAUUUAAUUAAGAGAACGACUUAAAAAUUAAACUAAUCUUUCAACAAAAUAAAUUUAAAAUUAUUUAGCCAUGAAUCCUGCCCAUUUUUUUUAUUAACAUAAAUAUAGUACAUAUGGUGAUUUUUUCCAUUAAAUUAAAAACAAAAAUCCAAUUUAAAGAAAAAAAGUUUUAAGAAAGGCUACUUUUCUAUUAGAAAAGGAAUUUGAAAAUCUUGAUACAAAAAGAAAAGAUCCGUUAUAUAAUCCUAUUUCAACAGAAACUUUAUAAAUCGAAAAUCUAUGUUUACAAAAUUUAUAUAAUGUAUUAUCAAUUAAAGUACCAGAUCUUCAAACAUAAAUUAUCUCAUUAUAGAAUAAAGUUAAUAGUUUAGAAAAAUAACUAUUAGAUAAGGAAUAAAAAAUAAAUGAAUUACAGAAUGAAUUGAAACAAUUAUAAAAACAGUUUUCAAUUAACAUUAAAGAGUUUUUAACUUCAAAUGACCUAUCCAAUAGCUAAUUAUUUCAAAAUGAUGUAAACUAAACUAUUAUAAUUAGGUUACAAAAUUAAAAUUACACUAUGGAAUUUAUGAUUAAACUUAUGAAAUUGAAAAAUUAAAACAACUUAUUUAUAAAUCUGAUAUAAAAAUAGAAGAACUAACUGAAAAUUUAGAUGAAACUAUCAAAAAAAAAAAUUUACUUUAUGAAGAAAAUAAAACUCUAAAUUAGACAAUAUUAGUUUUAGAGAGAAGACUAAUUUAAAAUACUACAUAACCUAUAAAAACUAUAUCAACAUAACAAUGUUUAAGUGAAUGUCGUUAGAAUACUAUGACUAAUAUUAGCUAAUCAGGUACAAUAGUUUCAAAAAAAGAAAAGAGCACUGGAUUUUAAAACUCUUUGUUGUUGUCACUAAAAUAAUAAAUUUUAGGAUAAUCAUAUUAUAUUAAGACCUUAUAAACUCAAAUAAUUAAGUUUGAUAAAUAUUUUUUACAUUCUGGUCAUACAAAUUCUAUAAUCUCUUAACCUACAACAUCCACUUAAUAUAAAGGUAAAUCUAACAAAAACUAAAUUAGUCCCUAUGUAUUCUCCAUAAUCUGUCUCUUAACCUAAAUCAAGAGGAUCAAAAGAAAUAACUUCACCAUUUGUAGAUUAUGAUGGCAAAAUAUUUGCAAUUAUUCCUGAAGCUUUUACUGUCAAAUUUAGAUAAUCAUGUUUGCUUAAAAAAUCAAUUUUAUAUUCAGAUGAUAAUCUUCAAAUUGGUGUUCAAUCUAGUUUAUAAUAAAAUUAAUAACUCUUAAUUAAUUUAGUCUUGCAUAACAAAACUCAAGAAUAAUUGUAUAACCUUUGCAUUUAAUAUCAAAAAUCUUAGAAUCUAUAAUUUUAGAUUCAUCCUAAUAAUAUUUAAUAAUCUAUUAAAAGUAAUGAAUAAGUAUCCUAAAAAAUAUUUAUUUCUUUUUAAAAACUUCCUUAUCAAUUGUUGGAAUUUUCAAUAAGCUACAAAAUAUCUCAUAAAGAGCAUAGCUUCAAAGUUUGCCUUCCUUGUACAAUAAAUAAAUUUUUCACAUUUUUAGAGGUUACAUAAACAUAAGAAGCUCCAAAAUCAUUUUUUUAUAAUAGUAAAAUCUUUCAAACAAGCUUUUAAAAUCAAAUUGUAUCAUUACUUCCUGAUUUUUAAAUUAAUUAAAUUAAUGAUCAAUAUAUUGAAGCUUUAGCAAGGAUUUAAAUAGAAAAAUCUGUGUUUUUAAUAUCAAUUUAAUCUAAUAAUCAUCAAAUGCAAAUUAAAUUGAAUGGAACUUAUUAGGAUACUCUAGUGGAAUGCAUAGUGUCAACUUAUUAAGGACUAUUUAUGAAGAGAUGA